Messenger RNA from Sander lucioperca (pikeperch), 2730 nucleotides. It is a transcript of the gene bmal2, whose product is annotated as aryl hydrocarbon receptor nuclear translocator-like 2. Gene Ontology annotation, molecular function: protein dimerization activity; RNA polymerase II cis-regulatory region sequence-specific DNA binding; DNA-binding transcription factor activity, RNA polymerase II-specific. Gene Ontology annotation, biological process: regulation of transcription by RNA polymerase II. The record is from RefSeq and is a predicted model, not a curated record. Gene Ontology annotation, cellular component: cytoplasm; nucleus; aryl hydrocarbon receptor complex. Lineage: Eukaryota; Metazoa; Chordata; Actinopteri; Perciformes; Percidae. The transcript is spliced from 18 exons. Bases 408 to 2216 code for a protein of 602 amino acids.
GCGCCGGAAGGAGGAGACAAUUUCUCUACUCUGUCCUGAUUGCACCGCACACAGCUACCUCGGUGCAUUUUGUGUGCACCCUCUCCUUUUUAUUUCUUCAUUCAUACAGGGAACCAAGGGGACUUCUACAACACCCUGCCGCCUUCUCGACAACCUGUCCUAUUAACACAGCAACAUCCUGGAGUAGUCGACGGCUUCAUCCAUGCAUUGGAGUCCUUGUCCCCAGCGCACCGGCUCCGGCUUCAGCCAUGUCGGACAGGAAUGCAGCGGCUGGCGGCGGUGACAGAGCGAGAGGCGAACCGGCAGGGUCUGUGAAACAGAGUGGAUAAUAGGAGCCAUGGAUAUCAACCGCAUUAGAUGUGCUGGUUGAGGAGAACCAUAGUGGUUCUGUGUCUUUGCCCAGCCUGAUGACCCCCUCCUCAGCUGCUUGCAUGUCCUUGAGCAUGGAGAUGCCCCGGAAGCGCAAGGGCAGCUUAGACAACCAGGAUACAAAAUCUUCUUCCAUCCCUGACGCAGAUAUGGAAGACGACCAAAACAGGUCAGAUGGAGAGGACCAAAAUGUCAAAAUUAAAUGCUUCAGGGAACCGCACAGCCAAAUUGAGAAGAGAAGACGGGAUAAAAUGAACAAUCUAAUUGAUGAACUAUCAGCCAUGAUCCCUACCUGUAACCCCAUGUCCCGUAAGCUGGACAAACUCACUGUGCUCAGAAUGGCCGUGCAGCACCUCAAAUCUCUCAAAGGUUCAGCAAGUUCUUUUUCUGAAGCCAACUACAAACCGUCGUUCCUUCCCAACGAGGAGCUCAAACACCUUGUCCUCAAGGCUGCAGAUGGAUUCCUGUUUGUAGUGGGCUGUGAUCGUGGGAAAAUAGUUUUUGUCUCAGAGUCCAUCACGAAGAUAUUAAAUUAUAGUCGGGCAGAGCUGAUUGGACAGAGCCUGUUUGAUUACAUACACCCAAAGGACAUGGGAAAAGUGAAGGAGCAGCUGUCCGCUUCUGAAUUAUACCCUCGUGAACGGCUAAUAGAUGCUAAAACCGGUCUGCAGGUCCAGGCUGACCUCCCAGUCGGUGCAGAGCGGCUGUGUUCGGGCGCACGCCGCUCAUUCUUCUGCCGAAUGAAGUACAACAAAAUUUCUAUCAAGGUGGAGGAGAAGGAAUUCCAAGCCAGCACCUCCAAAAAGAAAGAGUCGCAGAGGUACUGCACGGUCCACUGUACAGGCUACAUGCGCAGCUGGCCUACCAGUCAUUUGGAAGUGGAUGGGGACGGGGAGCCAGACAAGCAGGAUAGCUCCUACUACAGCUGCCUGGUGGCGGUGGGACGCAUCCACUCCCACUCAACUCCCCAGGUUAAUGGAGAGGUCCGAGUUAAACCCAUAGAGUUCAUCACACGCUUUGCCAUGGAUGGAAAAUUCACCUUUGUCGAUCAAAGAGCGACAACUAUUCUUGGUUAUCUUCCCCAAGAAUUGCUUGGGACAUCAUGCUAUGAGUACUUCCAUCAAGACGACUUACCACAUUUAGCUGACAGACAUCGAAAAGUGCUGCGGAGUAAAGACAAAAUAGAGACAGACUGCUAUAAGUUCAGAACUAAAUUUGGCUCCUUUGUCACUCUGCAAAGUCAGUGGUUUAGUUUUGUCAAUCCCUGGACCAAAGAAGUAGAAUACAUAGUGUCAACUAACACAGUUAUAUCGUAUGAUCCCAGUCAAACCAGUCGGUCGGAAGUCAAGUCUGAACUGUCGAGCAAUUCCAAGACUUCUGAAGAUGAUUGCAACAAGUCCCUUCAAGUUAUACUAGGCAUCUCCACCACACCUGGAGCUAUGAUUUACGCUGGAAGCAUAGGGACCCAGAUCGCCAAUGAACUGCUGGAUUUCAACAGGAUGAACUCCUCAUCUUCCAGUGGCAGCAUCAGCCCGUUCAGUCUACCACAGGAUAAGUGUCCACAAACUCACAAUCAAAUCAGCAACAAUGUGCCAAAUGGAGGGGCUACAGACAUGGAGAUUCCAGGAAAGUCCAGCUCGGAGGAUGAGCCCCAAGGAGCUGCAUUCUCAGGAGGAGAAUCCCUCAUGGUGGAGAAUUCCCAGCUGGAUUUGGACAGCGUGGUUGGACCGGGCCUUAGCAGUCUUAGCAAUGAUGAAGCAGCCAUGGCGGUGAUCAUGAGCCUCCUGGAGACGGACACAAACUUGGGCGAGGCUGUGGACUUUGAAGAGAUGCACUGGUCUUCAUAGAAUCUGCUCUAAUGGUGUGAUGUUGUAGCACACUGAAAAACACUCGGCCAUUAUUUUUGUGAUGAGAACUGCUUGAGUGCUUACUCUUACUUAAGCCAGCAUUCCUUUUUGUUACAGGACCUUUUUUUAUUUAUUGGUAACCUUUUUCCACAUAAGCUGUGUAGUCUUCGUGUGGCUCCUCCUACAGGGAGUGGGAUCAAAGACAAUAAGGGACACCUGCUUUCCCUCUUCAGAAGGAGGAUGUGCCUCGAAAGCCUUACAGCGGUCUGCCUGCCCUGAAACGCUGUUCCUCACUGCUUUCCUUACUCAUCUACUGUCAUCCUCUGUUUAACUGAAGAGGCCUCACAAGGUUGAAGAACCCAUGAACACAAUGCACAGUGACAUACAUCAUGAUGGCUCUGGAUUUUCUCCUUCACCUACAUUUGAACGAAGGUUGGGAGUGACGAUGCAAAAGAAAUUUGCACUGAAUUUGAUCCCUUAAUUAGGUACUGUAUGUUUAAUUAUGCGGGGGAUG